Camarhynchus parvulus is the source of this 2129-nucleotide messenger RNA. RefSeq names its product ubiquitin protein ligase E3D (gene UBE3D). The transcript has 11 exons. NCBI's taxonomy places the organism in Eukaryota, Metazoa, Chordata, Aves, Passeriformes, Thraupidae. Gene Ontology annotation, molecular function: ubiquitin conjugating enzyme binding; ubiquitin protein ligase activity; cyclin binding. Gene Ontology annotation, cellular component: nucleus; cytosol; ubiquitin ligase complex. Gene Ontology annotation, biological process: protein autoubiquitination; proteasome-mediated ubiquitin-dependent protein catabolic process; protein monoubiquitination. The record is from RefSeq and is a predicted model, not a curated record. The coding region runs from base 1 to 1254 and encodes 417 amino acids.
AUGCCCCUAAAGCGGCGCUGUGACGGGCGGGCGGCGGCACCGCGCCUGCGCCGGCGGGAGGGAGGCGGCUUCCUGCGCGGUGCCGGCAUGGCGGCAGCGUUCGUCAUGGAGAUCAGGCGGGCGACGCAGAGCGCGCUGCUGGUUGUCCGCGCGGCGGCGGAGCUCCCCAGCGCGCCGGUGGAGGUGUCGGUGUGCGCGGAUUCCCUGGAAGUGAGGAGCGGCGGGAGCUGCGAUGCGGCGGCGCUGCCGGCAGGGGUCAGCCUGGCGCCGUCCUCGUGCCGCGGGCUGCGGCACCUGCGCGGGGACGGGCUGCACCUGCGUGUGCGCCUGCGCCGCCCGCCGCCCGCCGCCGAUGUGGUUUUUACUUUGAGGGAAAGCCUGAAACCCAACAAGAAUUGCAUCUUUUACUGUCAGUCCUGUGGUGACAUUGUCGUGAACGACCGGAAAUUUCUCAGAGUUCUUCCUCUACCGAGUGAAAACUGGAGUGAUUUAGUUGAAGAGUGGUGUUGUCACCCUGACCCCUUUGCCAGAAGAACUUUGCACCCUCAGCAUGGUGACUGUUUUGUUGGAGACACUUUUCUUCUGUUGAAUUUAAGAAAGGAAUCGCAUGUGCCUGAAUCUCCCGUUUGCUGCUCAGAGGCUGGACACCAUGUUUCACAGAGUGACUCCAACUUGAAGUCAAAAGAAAAUACCAGAGUAAUUUGUAAGCGCUGCAAGACAAUGCUGGGAGAAACAGUUUCAUCAGGUACCAUUAAAUAUUAUGUCACUGAGGUGGUUAUUCAAUCAACUGAGGGAGGUUUCAGUCCAACACCAAGGUCUCAGUUUGUACAGAGCAUUGUUGCUCAGUGUCUUUUGGAAUUAUCCUCUGCAAAAAGCACAUUUAGAUUCACCAUAAAAGGAGAUAAUGGAAAAACCUAUAUUCUGAUAUGGCUUUUAAAUUCUGACACUUUGCUGGUAGAGUCUUUAGGAAGUUCCUCCUCCCACAGUGAUUUUACACUGUUUGGAGAUAUCCUUACACCUAGCUCUGGACCAGUGGGAUCCUGGAAUGCUCUCAAAGUCCUUUACCAGCCAUGCAUUCAAUGCAGAAAUAAGGAGCUUGCUGAUGCAUGGGAAGAUGAUAUGGGAGUUCAUCCUUUAAAGUUUCCAUCAGAAACAUGUUUGGAAUUAUUGUUGAUACUGGGUCGGAGUACCACAUCUCUGCCACCUUCGCUUCGAUGCAUGAACUCUUUUCAGGUCGCCUUUUUGAAGAUGUGAAGAACGAAGAUACCUGUGUUGAAAACUGUUGUUAGAUUUAUUUUCAGGAGAAAAGUGUACAGAUAGUGGGACUUUUCCAAUAGUGGGAGUUUUAGAAGAAAUCCUCUGGCAAUACAAAAGAAAAUGAGGUGGGGUGGCUUGGGUGUAUUCUUCAUAUCUGAGUGUGUUUCAAAACCAAAGACUUGACUUUUGUAUCCAGUGCAUUCUUAGAUGUCAUUGGAAGAGUGGCUUACCUGUCACUCCUAUGACAUCCAACUGGGAUGACUCUUAUCAUGUCUUCACUGCUAAAAGGAAAUUCCCUAUGUAUCUUGUGUUACCUUUACCAGUGUUUGAUAGCAAUACAUUUAUCUGUAGGAAAGUUCACAACUGGUAGCAAAUGUUUUAAAAUGUCAUGGAUUCUAAUGUGAGUUCUUUGCUCUGGUGAAGUUAGAGGUCCAACUUAAAAAUAUAAAAUCUGUUUUUUGUAGAACUUACGUGUUUAUCAUGUAUAUUGUUUCUGCAUUAAGAUUUGCCUCUCUGCUUGAGAGUGAAGGAAGACAGUUUCUGCAUAUAUCAUAUGAUGUAUGUUUUGAAGAAUCAAGGUUUUAUGGCUAUUUGGAAUAAUUAUUAUUAUUUCAAGAAAAGUUAACAUUCCCUUUACUCAUUAAAUGAUCUUAACAUAGGAAGUGAUCCUACAAAGUGUUGGACACCUCAGUUCUACACAUCCAAAGACAAGGAGCUGAGGCCUCACAGCAUCCACUCUGGAUACAAUUUUUCUGUUAUUAUUUUAGUUUUCAGUAUUGAAGGAAGAACAAAAUUAUUCUGACUUCUGUGUUUAGGGACUACAUUAUCUAGCUCCAAGAUAUUUUGUCUAUGCACCAAUGUUGAGUCAUUUU